Molecule: messenger RNA, 876 nt
Organism: Adineta ricciae
Lineage: Eukaryota; Metazoa; Rotifera; Eurotatoria; Adinetida; Adinetidae
Source: the annotation of a GenBank genome assembly
AUGUUCAAUUUAUGUUUAGUGAGUCUAAGUCUUACGAGUGUUACCGUAUUUGAAUAUGCAAAUGGUCCGGCGGGUAGUUCACUGUUUGAGUUGAAUUUUCCUUGGUGUAUUACAAUAGAUAGUGAUAAGUCUAUGUUAAUCACCGACAUGAACAGCAUCCGAGUAUUGCGUGUGUAUCCAAAUCAAACUAGCGGUGUAGUAGUUGCUUCAUCUGGUACUUGGUUGCAACCUCGACGAGCUGUGUAUGAUAAAAAUCUUGUCGAUUUGUUUGUGAUCGAUGGUCACUUUUGUCUGAUGACACAGUAUCACAAUGGGUCACUAACACCCAGCACACUUUUUGGUAGCACCUGUGGAGCAAGUACGACACAAUUUGAAAGUGCUGCUUCGUUUUGUAUGGAUUUAAGUGACAACUUUUACAUUGUUGACAAUUUUAAUCAUCGUAUCAUGCCCUGGAAUGCUACGUCAGUUGUAGGUAUACUAUUGGCUGGUGAGACUGGUGUGUCAGGUAAUGAUAGUCUUCAUCUUUUUAAUCCUCAAGACAUUACAUUGGACGAAGACAAUGGAUUCUACUAUGUUACCGACACAUUCAACCAUCGAAUACUUCGAUAUUUGCUUGGUUCAGCUGUGAGCACAGUUGUAACUGAUGGAAAUGGAGCUGGCAUCGGAGCGAAUCAAUUAAAUGAACCGUGUGGAAUUUAUCUUUCGAAGAAUACUAGUACAUUCUAUAUCGCCGAUGCAGCAAACAAUCGCAUUGUACGUUGGUGUCUUGGCCAAUCAGCCGGAAUGACGAUUGCAGGCGACUGUAAUGGUAUGGCUGAUACCGCCUCAUCUCUUUUGAACGCUCCGCUCACUCUUACUAUGGAUAGUAGUGAAUAG